UUAUCGUAUAAGUACACUCGCCGCCUCCGCCGUUCCUCCGUCGCUCCUUGCCUCCGGAGAAUCUUCGCCUUCCCUUUUUCUCUCUUCUGCUCCUUUUUUCUCGGCUAUUUCCGUUUUUAUUUUCUGGGAAUCAAACACGUUGGUUGAUCGUGUUUGUGUAGGAUCCCUUUUUCUGUUUUUCUUUUCCUUCUUUUGCUUUGGUGUUUAUCCGAUCCAGUUUUCGUUGGGUUGUAUACCUGAAUUCUGUUUCGCUUUUCCUAGAAAGCCGUGGAUUUUCUCCCAGACUUUCCUUCAUUCUCUCGCUUCCCAAACAGAGUUUCAAACCUAUUUAGCGAUAAAGUAAAUCAGAUCCGUGGAUCUUAUAUUAGAAUCCAAAGGCGGUUCCUUUUCAGGGGGUUGGUGAACUCGAAUCUUACAGAUCCCGUUUCAGUCACUGCUUCUCUGGUGGGAUUUUCCACCUACCGAUCUGAAUACGACGCACAAGAAGGGAAACUCCUGGGAUUUCUCUGAAUUUUCUGUGAAAAGUUCAUCUGGGUUGGAACUUUUUCUUCCGCAAACGUACUAGGUGGGGCAAUUUCCGACAGAAAUCUCUCUGUUGAAUACGAAGAUGUCGACUGCUUCUUCAAGCUCCGUCAUCCAGCUUCGGACCAACCACUGCACUAUCCAUUCUCUCGGCAAAUCCGCCGUCCUCGCUCCCCAGUUGUCCAUCUCCACCGGAUCUCUCCGUAGGGCUCGAGCCGCGCGAUGCUACGCGAAGAAACCGGCGGCUCCGGAGAAGCCCUUUAUGGGGACCCGGUUGCGAGGAUCCGGGUCCGAGACGUUCCAGUUCUGGAGAUCGGACGGUCCAGGAAGGUCGCCUAAACUUCGGACGGUGGUUCGAUCCUCCCUGUCCGGUGUGCCGGAGAAGCCCCUCGGCCUCUACGACCCGUCCUUCGACAAGGACUCUUGUGGGGUCGGGUUCGUUGCGGAGUUGUCGGGCGAGACCAGCCGCAAGACGGUAACGGAUUCGCUUGAAAUGUUGGUGAGGAUGACACAUCGAGGCGCUUGUGGGUGUGAGACUAACACCGGUGACGGCGCCGGCAUUCUUGUGGCCCUUCCUCACGGCUUCUAUGGAGAGGUUGCGAAAGAUCUUGGCUUUGACCUUCCUCCUCCUGGACAGUAUGCUGUCGGGAUGUUCUUUCUGCCAACCUCCGAGAAUCGGAGAAACGAAAGCAAGAAUGUUUUCACCAAGGUUGCAGAAUCACUUGGUCAUACUGUUCUUGGAUGGAGAUCUGUUCCUACAGACAACUCUGGACUGGGGAAGUCUGCCCUUCAGACAGAACCAGUCAUCGAACAGGUUUUCCUCACCCCAACUCCCAGAUCAAAAGCUGAUUUGGAGCAACAGAUGUAUAUCCUGAGAAGGGUUUCCAUGGUUGCCAUCCGAGCUGCCCUGAACCUUCAACAUGGUGGUAUGAGGGACUUCUACAUAUGUUCUUUAUCUUCCAGGACUGUUGUCUACAAAGGGCAGCUGAAGCCGGAUCAACUGAAGAACUACUAUUACGCAGAUCUUGGGAGUGAAAGGUUUACGAGCUACAUGGCCCUGGUUCACUCUCGGUUCUCUACCAACACGUUUCCCAGCUGGGAUCGUGCCCAACCCAUGCGUGUUUUGGGCCACAACGGAGAGAUUAAUACCCUCCGAGGCAAUGUGAAUUGGAUGAGGGCACGAGAGGGUCUAUUGAAGUGCAAGGAGCUUGGGUUAUCGAAGAACGAGCUGAAGAAGCUUCUACCCAUCGUCGAUGCUAGUUCUUCUGACUCAGGUGCUUUCGAUGGCGUUCUUGAGCUUCUUGUCCGAGCGGGCAGAAGUCUUCCUGAAGCUGUAAUGAUGAUGAUCCCUGAAGCAUGGCAGAAUGAUAAAAACAUGGAUCCAAGCAGGAGAGCCUUUUACGAAUACUUCUCUGCCUUAAUGGAGCCAUGGGAUGGACCUGCUCUCAUCUCAUUUACCGAUGGUCGUUACUUGGGCGCCACCCUGGACCGUAACGGGCUUCGUCCCGGCCGGUUCUACGUAACCCACAGCGGGAGGGUAAUCAUGGCUAGUGAAGUCGGAGUUGUGGACGUUCCUCCCGAAGACGUGCUCAGGAAAGGAAGGCUAAACCCGGGCAUGAUGCUCCUCGUGGAUUUCGAUAAGCAUAUCGUUGUUGAUGAUGAAGCUUUGAAGCAGCAGUACUCGCACACUCGGCCCUAUGGGGAGUGGCUUCAAAGACAAAAGCUCGAACUCGAUGACAUUAUCGAGUCGGUUCCUGAAUCUGACAGGUCCGCCCCUCCGAUUUCCGGGGUUGUUCUGGCUUCUGAUGAUGACGAAUCAAUGGAGAGCAUGGGUAUUCAUGGUUUACUGACUCCGCUGAAAGCGUUCGGUUACACAGUUGAAGCCUUAGAGAUGUUGCUGCUUCCAAUGGUGAAAGACGGAUCUGAGGCACUUGGUUCCAUGGGAAACGAUGCUCCGCUCGCCGUUAUGUCGAACCGAGAGAAACUGUCUUUCGAGUACUUCAAGCAAAUGUUUGCUCAAGUGACGAAUCCUCCGAUCGAUCCUAUCCGUGAGAAGAUUGUUACUUCCAUGGAGUGCAUGAUCGGUCCAGAAGGCGAUCUUACUGAAACUACCGAAGAACAAUGCCACCGUCUUUCGCUAAAGGGGCCUCUUUUAUCAAUUGAAGAGAUGGAAGCCGUCAAAAAAAUGGACUACAGAGGAUGGAGGACCAAAGUUCUCGAUCUAACUUACCCAAAAGAACGAGGAGCGAAAGGAUUGGAGGAGACACUUAACCGAAUUUGUGCCGAAGCACAUGAUGCAAUAAAGGAGGGUUACACAUUGUUGGUUCUGUCUGAUCGAGGUUUCUCCCCGAAACGUGUAGCCGUGAGCUCCCUCUUGGCUGUUGGAGCUGUUCAUCACCACCUGGUUAAAUCCCUUACGAGAACUCGAGUUGGGCUGGUAGUAGAAUCUGCUGAGCCACGUGAAGUCCAUCACUUUUGCACGCUUGUCGGAUUCGGUGCGGAUGCCAUCUGUCCGUAUUUGGCUGUUGAGGCCAUAUGGAGAUUGCAGGUGGACGGGAAGAUCCCUCCGAAAGCUAACGGGGAAUUCCAAUCCAAGGAAGAGCUGGUCAAGAAGUAUUUCAAGGCGAGCAACUAUGGAAUGAUGAAGGUUCUUGCCAAGAUGGGAAUCUCCACACUUGCUUCUUACAAGGGUGCUCAAAUCUUCGAAGCCCUCGGCCUCGCGUCCGAGGUUAUCGAAAAGUGCUUUUCGGGUACCCCGAGCCGAGUGGAAGGUGCGACUUUCGAGAUGCUUGCACGAGACACCCUCCGUUUGCAUGAGAUGGCAUUUCCAUCACGUGUUUUCGCCCCGGGAAGUGCGGAGGCUGUAGCAUUGACCAAUCCCGGCGAUUAUCACUGGCGGAAAAACGGCGAGAUUCAUCUGAACGACCCUCUCGCCAUUGCUAAGCUCCAAGAAGCUGCGAGAUCCAACAGUGUCGCCGCCUACAAGGAAUAUUCGAAACGUAUCAACGAGCUGAAUAAGCAAUGCAAUUUGCGGGGACUGUUGAAGUUCAAAGAAUCGGCGGCAAAAGUGCCGAUAGACGAAGUCGAGCCAGCGAGCGAGAUUGUGAAACGGUUCUGCACCGGCGCCAUGAGUUACGGAUCGAUUUCAUUGGAAGCACAUACAACUCUUGCCAUGGCCAUGAACAAGCUCGGUGGCAAAUCAAAUACAGGUGAGGGAGGAGAGCAGCCCUCUCGUAUGGAGCCACUUCCAGAUGGUUCGAGGAACCCUAAAAGAAGCUCCAUUAAACAGAUUGCUAGUGGAAGAUUUGGAGUUUCGAGCUACUACCUUACCAAUGCCGAUGAGUUACAGAUAAAGAUGGCUCAGGGAGCGAAACCCGGUGAAGGAGGGGAACUGCCUGGCCAUAAGGUUAUCGGCGACAUUGCCGUUACCCGAAACUCUACUGCCGGUGUUGGCCUGAUCAGUCCGCCGCCUCAUCACGACAUCUACUCUAUCGAAGAUCUUGCCCAACUAAUCCAUGAUCUUAAGAAUGCCAAUCCUGUUGCCAGGAUCAGCGUCAAACUCGUUUCUGAAGCGGGUGUUGGGGUUAUCGCUAGCGGUGUGGUGAAGGGUCAUGCUGAUCAUGUUCUGAUAUCUGGUCAUGAUGGUGGAACGGGUGCAUCUCGCUGGACUGGAAUAAAGAAUGCCGGUCUUCCGUGGGAACUGGGUUUGGCCGAGACCCAUCAAACACUCGUUGCUAAUGAUCUCCGUGGUCGUACCGUUCUUCAGACCGAUGGGCAGCUGAAAACAGGCAGAGAUGUUGCGGUCGCUGCCCUUCUCGGUGCGGAAGAAUUCGGGUUCAGUACAGCUCCACUCAUCACACUCGGGUGCAUCAUGAUGAGGAAGUGCCACAAGAACACCUGCCCUGUCGGAAUUGCGACUCAAGAUCCUGUUCUCCGCGAAAAAUUUGCCGGAGAGCCAGAACAUGUCAUCAACUUCUUCUUCAUGCUUGCCGAGGAAGUGCGGGAAAUCAUGUCUGAGCUUGGUUUCCGCACUUUGAGCGAGAUGGUUGGUCGUGCGGAUAUGCUCGAGGUUGACAAGGAAGUAGCCAAGAACAACGAGAAGCUUGAGAACAUCGAUCUCUCCUUAUUGCUUAGACCCGCUGCUGAUAUUCGUCCUGGGGCAGCUCAGUACUGUGUCCAGAAGCAAGAUCAUGGCCUAGACAUGGCAUUGGACCGAAAGCUUAUCGAACUGUCCAAAUCUGCUCUGGAGAAGGCUGUUCCAGUGUACAUCGACACUCAGAUUUGCAACGUUAACCGAGCUGUUGGAACGAUGUUGAGUCAUGAGGUGAGCAAGCGUUACCACUUGGCCGGGCUACCAAAUGAUACGAUCCAUAUCAAGUUUACGGGAAGUGCUGGGCAAAGUCUCGGAGCUUUCCUCUGUUCUGGAAUCACGCUAGAACUCGAGGGCGAUAGCAAUGACUAUGUCGGGAAAGGACUCUCGGGAGGUAAAGUUGUUGUUUAUCCUCCUAAAGAAAGCAGUUUCGACCCGAAAGAAAACAUUGUCAUCGGAAAUGUAGCACUGUAUGGGGCCACUAGCGGUGAAGCCUACUUCAACGGGAUGGCGGCUGAAAGAUUCUGUGUUCGGAAUUCUGGUGCCAAAGCUGUGGUGGAAGGGGUUGGUGAUCACGGUUGCGAAUACAUGACGGGUGGUACCGUCAUCGUGCUUGGAAAGACGGGUAGAAAUUUUGCUGCGGGUAUGAGCGGUGGUAUCGCUUAUGUCCUCGACGUGGACGGAAAUUUCCACACGAGAUGCAAUCCCGAACUCGUUGAUCUCGAUAAAGUCGAAGAAGAAGAGGACAUCACGACCCUCAAGAUGAUGAUCCAGCAACAUCAACGAUACACAAACAGCCAACUCGCAAGAGAAGUUCUUGAAGAUUUCGAGAAUCUGCUACCGAAGUUUAUCAAGGUUUUCCCGAGAGAUUACAAACGCAUUUUGGCAUCCAUGAAACACAAACCUGAGGCCGAGGUCGAGGUCUCGAAGAAUGUCGAGGAGGAUCUCGAUGAGAAAAAUCAUGUAGAGAAAGACGCUUUUGAAGAGCUUAAGAAGAUGGCGUCUGCCGCUUUGAAGGAUGAGAAAUCGAGCAAUGGAGCAGCCAUCGAAGCUCCAAAAAGGCCCUCUAGGGUAAGAGGCGCGAUUAAACAUCGUGGAUUCGUCGCUUACGAACGGGAGGGAGUUCAGUACCGUGAUCCUAACGUUCGUCUUAACGACUGGAACGAAGUCAUGGAGGAAUCGAAACCCGGACCGCUGCUGAAUACACAAUCGGCACGAUGCAUGGACUGUGGCACUCCAUUUUGCCACCAGGAGAACUCAGGGUGUCCGCUCGGUAACAAAAUACCCGAAUUCAAUGAGCUUGUCUAUCAGAACAGAUGGCGAGAAGCAUUGAAUCGGCUCCUCGAGACUAACAACUUUCCGGAAUUCACGGGCCGAGUUUGCCCUGCGCCAUGCGAGGGUGCUUGUGUUCUCGGAAUCAUCGAGAACCCGGUCUCGAUCAAAAGCAUCGAGUGCGCUAUCAUCGAUAAAGCCUUUGAAGAAGGCUGGAUGGUUCCUCGUCCUCCUCUUACCAGAACUGGGAAAAGAGUUGCGGUGAUCGGAAGUGGACCCGCUGGACUGGCUGCAGCCGAUCAGCUUAACAAAAUGGGCCACCUGGUUACGGUUUAUGAGCGCUCUGACAGAAUCGGUGGGCUUAUGAUGUAUGGUGUUCCCAACAUGAAGGCCGACAAAAUCGACAUUGUUCAACGACGGGUUAACCUUAUGACUCAGGAAGGCAUCAACUUUGUGGUCAAUGCCAAUAUCGGGAAUGACCCGUCUUACUCUCUCGAUCGUAUUCGGGAAGAAAACGAUGCCAUCGUUCUUGCUGUUGGCUCCACGAAACCUAGAGAUCUUCCUGUACCUGGCCGUGAGCUACCGGGAGUUCAUUUCGCCAUGGAGUUCCUUCACGCAAACACUAAAAGUCUGCUCGAUAGUAGUCUCCAAGACGGAAACUACAUUUCUGCCAAAGGGAAGAAAGUCAUUGUCAUUGGCGGAGGCGAUACCGGAACAGAUUGCAUAGGAACGUCUAUCCGCCAUGGAUGCAAAAGCGUCGUAAACCUCGAGCUUCUUCCUCAACCACCUGAGAAGAGAGCUCCAGGAAACCCAUGGCCUCAGUGGCCGAGGGUUUUCCGAGUCGACUAUGGCCAUCAAGAAGCUGCCACCAAAUUCGGAAAAGACCCGAGAACCUACGAGGUUCUGACCAAACGGUUCAUCGGAGACGAUAACGGAAACCUGAAAGGCCUUGAGGUUAUACGUGUGAAGUGGGAGAAAGACAGCAAUGGAAGAUUCCAGUUCACGGAGAUUGAAGGAUCGGAGGAAAUAAUCGAAGCCGACCUCGUUCUCUUAGCCAUGGGGUUCCUAGGACCAGAGAAAACACUGGCGGAGAAGCUAGGGCUAGAAUGCGACAACAGAUCGAACUUCAAAGCGGAGUAUGGGCGAUUCUCGACGAGCGUGGAAGGGAUAUUUGCGGCGGGAGAUUGCAGGAGAGGACAGUCUCUGGUCGUGUGGGCCAUCUCGGAAGGACGGCAAGCUGCGGCUCAGGUCGACAAGUACCUCUGCAACUCGGACGACCAAACUGAAGAAGACAAGGAAGAUGCCAAACUGCAACAAGACCUGAAGCAGAGGAGACAAACUCUCAUGACUUAAGAGGAGAGAGAGAGGCUUCAAAGCACUCUGGAAACGCUUCCCCCAAAUUUCUCUCUCCGGAUCUUAAGAAUUUGUGGGAUUUUUGGAAGAAGAGAAAGAGGAAGAAAGGUUUUAGGAGGAAAAGGAAAACCCAGAAGCUUAGGUUCGAUCCGAUACGAUGCUGUCAUCUUCUUGAUAGCUUUGUUUUUUUUUUUUUUUUUUUUUUUUUUUUUUUUGGGUUCUGAGAUUGUGAAUGCUCUCUGUUGAACACUUUCAGCUGUUUCUGUGUUUGAUAAAUAAUGAAUCUUUUGCAUAGUUACUGUG
Tarenaya hassleriana is the source of this 7540-nucleotide messenger RNA. RefSeq names its product glutamate synthase 1 [NADH], chloroplastic. Lineage: Eukaryota; Viridiplantae; Streptophyta; Magnoliopsida; Brassicales; Cleomaceae. The coding region runs from base 608 to 7237 and encodes 2209 amino acids. The record is from RefSeq and is a predicted model, not a curated record. Gene Ontology annotation, molecular function: iron ion binding; FMN binding; flavin adenine dinucleotide binding. The transcript has 20 exons.